Plasmodium gaboni is the source of this 2391-nucleotide messenger RNA. Its product is annotated as regulator of initiation factor 2 (eIF2). NCBI's taxonomy places the organism in Eukaryota, Apicomplexa, Aconoidasida, Haemosporida, Plasmodiidae. Gene Ontology annotation, cellular component: cytoplasm. The annotation marks the transcript as partial. The record is from RefSeq and is a predicted model, not a curated record. The transcript has 2 exons.
AAUAAUAAGGAGAUGAAUGAAAAUAUAAUUUAUUUAUUUGAUGAUGUUAAGAUAUUAUUAAAUACUUUUAUUUAUUUAUUUAUAUUAAGAUAUUUUAAAAAUGUAGAGAUAUAUUUUAAUUCGUAUAAAUUAAAGGAGAGUGUUGUAAAAGAUUUUCGUGAUAAAGUUGAUGACUUGUUUAAAAAAGUAUUUAAUAAGAAAAACGUAGAAAAAGAGAAUAUAAAAGAGUCAUAUAUAUGUGAUGAUGAUAUGAAAUCUAUAAAUGUAGAUAACUUUUUAUGUAGUACUGAUGAUAUUGUAUAUAAAAAUAAAAGUAUUUAUAGUAGUAAUAUAUGGAAUAUAUUAAAUGAUAAUAAUUUAAUAAAUGAAGAAAUAUUAGAUAUGAAUAAGAUUUUUAAAUAUGUGAAGUGUCUACAUUUGAAUAUGUUUUUAUUAUUACAUACGAAUGAUAAAAAUGUAGAUUACCCUUAUAAUUUAUUAAAUAUAAAAAUGGAUUUAUAUUUAGAUGAGGAGAUAAGCAAAAUAUAUUCUUCUGAUUCUAUAUUAAUCAAUAAAAAAUGGAAUGGAGAUAUAAAUACAAUAUUUGAUAAUAUAGAAGAAUGUGGAGAUGAUGUAUUUAAUAAAAAGAAACAAAUCGAAAUUGUAUUAAAGCAAAAUAAUAUAUGUGAUGAGAUCAAGAAAGAGAUAUUAAAUAAUAUUUUGAAUAUUAUAAAUUAUCAUUGUAUAGGAACUAAAGAAAUGAAAUUUAUAGAUUCUUUAAAAAUAAUUUAUAAGAAAUAUUUUUGUAACAAUAUGAUGUUAUUAUAUAAAGAAAAAAAGAAAGACACAAAUGAAAUAAAUGGAGAUAAUUAUUGUAAUAAUAAUUAUAAUAUUAAUAGUUAUGAUUGUAAUUUGGGUUAUGAUUUAUAUUAUAAGGAAUUAAUAGAAAUAAUAAAUAAUUUGAUUUAUUUUUUAUUUGAAGAUAAUUUUUAUAAUGCAUCUAUUUCUAAACAAAAUAAAAUAUGUUAUAAAAGGUUGUAUGAGCAAUUUAAUAAGAUUAUGAUAAAAUCUAAAAUCAUAAAAUUAAAUGAAGAAAUGAUAUCUUACUUGUUGAUAGAUUCGAUAUUCAUACCUGACUAUGUUCAUAAAAAUAAGUUUAAGCAGCUGGAUGAAGAUGUAUAUUCGUCUUUUUCUUCAUAUUCGGAGCACGAAGAAUCUGAAAAAAAGGAAACAAGCAAGAUAAAUAAUCACUGUGAAGAUAAUAUGGAGGGGCACACACGUACAGAAAUAAAAUAUAAAAAUAAUAAAAAAAAUAACAAUAUUAUUAUUAAUAAUAAUAAUAAUUGUAAUAAUUAUUAUUAUGAUAGUAACGUGGAUGUUUUAAAAAAUGAAGAGACAGAUAAUGAUGAUGAAGAAAUAAAGGAAGACGUGGAAUAUCAAGAAAUUAAAAAAAUAUUUGAAAAUAAAAAUUUUCGUCUUCUUUUAGAAGAUAUAGAAAAUGAAAUAAAUAAAUUAAAUAACAGUGUAUUUUUAAGAAUUAAUCAUAAGAACGUAAGAGGAGGUUGUUUUGUAAAUAAUUAUAGUUUAGAAGUAAAUACAUUAUAUGAUGCAUUAUUAAUUUUAAAAAGUAGUACAAGUAUUUAUAAGAUGAUAAAAAAUAAUAUUAAAGAAAAGGAAGAAAUGGAAGAAAAGAAAGAAAAGGAAGAAAAGAAAGAAAAGAAAGAAAAGAAAGAUCAUUAUUUAAUAUUAUCAAAAUAUGUUAAUAUUAAUAUAUGUUUUUUAUUUGAUGUAUAUGUAUAUGAUAAUAAUAUAAUAGGUAUAUCACAAAAAUAUUUAAAUUAUUAUUUUUCUUUUCUGAAUGAUCCAGAUAUUAUUAUAGAUUCUAUAACUCUUAUAAAAAAUAUGUUUGAAAAAAAUCUAAAAAAUAAAUUUUUUUGUAAUAAUUAUAUUUUUCAAGUUUAUAUACAUACAUUUAAAAAAACCAAAAAAAAAAAGUUACUUUUAAUUAAUUUAAAGAGUUGGUUAUAUAAAAAUAAGCAUCCUUAUUUUACUAAUCGAUUUUUAAAAUAUUAUAUAUUUACAGAAUAUCCAGUUGUUCAAGUACCUGAUGAAAAAUACAUGUCAAGAGGAAUAUAUAAAUAUAAAUAUGACUAUAUUAAUAAAAUAGAUGAUAACAAAAUGUUAGACAAAGAAAAAACAAAGGAUACAUCAUUGAUGAAUAGAGGAAAUGAAAAUGAUGAGUUUGAUUUUUAUUUCUAUGAUGAUAUAUUAUAUUAUUGUAUUGUAAAAAAUGAUAGUAUAUAUAAAAAAAACUCAAAUAUAUAUCCAAAGGAUUUGAAUUAUAUCAAGGAAGGAGAAAUCGACAUCGAUAAUUUGAUGGAGACAAUGAAACGAGAAAAUAAUAUUCAAUAA